GUCCACAAAUCCAUAAAUAUCCACCCAAAAACCCUUUCUGGCGUCAUCUCCUAUCCAAGUCUGCAACUACCUGCCCGUGCGAUUGCUUCUCGUCUCGUCUAAUGACGACACUCAAUGCAUCUCUCCUCCCUAAAACCUUCAUCUCUUCGUCAUUUAUAGCUUCAGAAUCAAGCAUAAGGUUUUCUGUUCCAGUAUAUGCCUCCGUUUCUCCAGUUCCUCUCGUUUCUCCCUUCAGAUCCAAUCCUCUUUCUUACUUCUCAACUCGUCCUUCCUGCAACUCCUUUUCGUCCCGGAAACCCAUUCGAGCGGCGCUAGAUGGAGAUUACACUUCGAGGAGGAGCAGGAGCAGUAACAGUAGCAGCAACGAGCCUAGAGAAACUAUUUUGCUACCCGGUUGUGAUUACAAUCACUGGCUCAUCGUAAUGGAAUUUCCUAAGGAUCCCGCACCGACGAGAGAACAAAUGAUCGAAACUUAUCUCAAUACUCUCGCUACUGUACUGGGAAGCAUGGAAGAAGCGAAGAAGAACAUGUAUGCCUUCAGUACCACCACCUACACUGGAUUCCAGUGCACUGUAGAUGAAGAAACAUCUGAGAAAUUCAAGGGAUUGCCUGGAGUUCUUUGGGUGUUGCCUGAUUCAUACAUAGAUGUGAAGAAUAAAGACUAUGGAGGUGACAAGUAUAUUAAUGGAGAGAUAAUUCCCUGCAAAUACCCCACUUAUCAACCAAAGCAACGUGGUGGAUCGAAAUAUGAGAGCAGAAAGUAUGAAAGACGGAGGGAUGGUCCUCCUGCUGAGCGGAGAAGACCCAGACAAGAGGCAACCAAUUCAGAGUCAGCCUCUGGAUAAGGUUACUAAUGUUUUCUUUCAAACUUGCACAUCUAGGUUCUAAUUGGGUGCAAAGAGAGGCUGUUGUGCACAUCGUUGAACCAGAAGUUUUACAGGAUGCUGCUGCCUAAUUUUUGGUUAUGGUUAAGCAUUUGUCCAUAUAUACAUCUUGAAAGUACUGCAGUUUAGUGUGGUAUAGAGAAAGGAAAUCAUAAUAUUUGGGAAAUCAAUGCAUGGGGAUGUUUAGUAAGACUGGUUCUGACAUGUGGAAGGCAUGAUUCUUCUGUACUAUUUCUCUAUAUUCUCUUUUAGUCUUUCAUGGUUUCUUA
Molecule: messenger RNA, 1153 nt
Organism: Macadamia integrifolia
Lineage: Eukaryota; Viridiplantae; Streptophyta; Magnoliopsida; Proteales; Proteaceae
Product: DAG protein, chloroplastic-like
Exons: 5
Coding region: 102-845 (247 amino acids)
Biological process (GO): chloroplast RNA modification; cytidine to uridine editing
Cellular component (GO): chloroplast
Source: RefSeq, a predicted model, not a curated record